Molecule: messenger RNA, 678 nt
Organism: Gastrolobium bilobum
Lineage: Eukaryota; Viridiplantae; Streptophyta; Magnoliopsida; Fabales; Fabaceae
Product: agamous-like MADS-box protein AGL29
Exons: 1
Coding region: 1-678 (225 amino acids)
Biological process (GO): regulation of transcription by RNA polymerase II
Molecular function (GO): RNA polymerase II cis-regulatory region sequence-specific DNA binding; DNA-binding transcription factor activity, RNA polymerase II-specific; protein dimerization activity
Source: RefSeq, a predicted model, not a curated record
AUGGUUCAUAGAAAAACUGAGAUGAAAUUGGUGAAGAAUAAAAGUGCUUUGCAGUGCACUUUUUCCAAGCGUAGGAGUGGCCUUUUUAAGAAAGCAAGUGAGUUGUCAAUUCUUUGUGGUGCUAUGAUGGGUGUCAUUGCAUUCUCUCCUGGUGGCAAACCCUUCUCUUUUGGUUAUCCAACCAUUGAGGCUGUGACUAAUAAGUUCAUUCAACGAGGACCAGGCCAAGGUGAACCUUCAAAAGAUGGUGAUGUUAACGAGCUUAAUCAGAAGGUUGAGGAUCUGGUGUACCAGCUGAAGGUGGAGAAGAAGGGGAAGGACAUACUUGAAAAUGCUCUGAACAGAAACAAGGUCAUAGAUGUUGAAUUCCCAAUUGAUGAUCUUAGUUCAGAGAAGCUUCAAAUACUGAUGGCUUCGUUGAAAAAGCUCAGAGAUGAAUUGAAAGAGCUCAGAGAUAAUUUGAAAUUGCCCAUGAAUGAGACUGAUGCAGCAUCGACUUCCCCCCAACAGAUAGAGGAGGAUUUAUUCAAUCACAUAGUUUGGGCUCCUAGAAUAUUGCGCCCUUGGGGCUUUCUAUUUGAUUGUAUCGAAAGGCCCAAUGAAUUGGGAUUUCCCUAUUGGGCCGGGUCAUUUCGGGGCAAGCAGAUCAUUUAUGCUUCACCUUGCAGAGAAGUAUGA